Molecule: messenger RNA, 1141 nt
Organism: Rhagoletis pomonella (apple maggot)
Lineage: Eukaryota; Metazoa; Arthropoda; Insecta; Diptera; Tephritidae
Product: zinc finger protein sens-like
Exons: 3
Coding region: 1-375 (124 amino acids)
Cellular component (GO): nucleus
Source: RefSeq, a predicted model, not a curated record
AUGUUUUGCAAGCAAUGUGGCAAAUCCUUUAAGCGUUCGUCGACUUUAUCUACACAUCUGCUGAUACAUAGCGACACACGGCCGUAUCCUUGUCAAUAUUGCGGCAAGCGUUUCCAUCAAAAAUCGGACAUGAAGAAGCACACAUACAUACACACUGGUGAAAAGCCACAUAAAUGCACCGUUUGCCUGAAAGCUUUCAGCCAAAGCUCUAAUCUCAUCACGCACAUGCGCAAACACACCGGCUAUAAGCCUUUCGGCUGCGGUCUCUGCGAUCAGUCGUUUCAACGCAAAGUGGAUCUGCGUCGUCAUCGCGAAUCUCGACACGAGGAAAUUUUGGCGCCCGUAAAGAUGGAGGUGAGCAGCAGCAGCUGCUGAAGACACGCGUACGGGUCGGAAGAGGCCCUAAGCAGCACCAAGACUGGUAGUUCGUUAAUCGUACCGGCGCACAAAUAUCCGUUAUGGAUUGGCUAAAUGUGUGUGGUAAGGUUUGUGUUGUAAGAACACACACACCCAGAUACAAAGCAAUGUAAAUAUUUAUUACAGCAUAUAAUAUUAACAUAUUUAUAAAAAAGUAUUUAUACUGAAAAAUAAGUACAUAAGUAGUUAAAGGUAAUUUAGUUUAAGUUAAUCUACGCCCAGUACGCAUUGUGUGGUUCCAGUUCGGUCUGCUGAGAUACUAAGUCGUUUAAGCCAAAGUUUUCUACACACACAAAUAUACAUACAGGAUAUGUUUGCAUGUAUAGUAUGUAUGUAGUUGUUAAGCAAAUAGCAUUUAAGCAUUAGUCCGAUGAAAUUUUCAUAAACCAGUGACUGUGUGUUGGUGUGCGUUUUUUUUAUAGGCAUGCAAAUGUUACAAAGCCUUUGAUUUUCUAACUUUCUUAGUAUUGCCUAUAAGAUCUUAGUUUUAGUUAGUUAGGAAUAAAAUUUUAAAUGAAAGUUAAUACAAAUUUCAUAUAUAGUAAUUUCCGCCCAUUAAACACACGACUAUGUAUUAGGGCUGGUCAAUUUGUAAGGGAGAUUUUUUCGACUAUGCACAGAAGGAUUCAACGUGGAGUUCUAAGCAAAAUUUGGCGAAAAACCCGUGUAUCUUCGCGUCUUUCUGUAGUGUCGUAAAAAAGUGCUUAAAUUUUCUUAAAAAAAA